Molecule: messenger RNA, 1311 nt
Organism: Cinclus cinclus
Lineage: Eukaryota; Metazoa; Chordata; Aves; Passeriformes; Cinclidae
Exons: 4
Coding region: 1-1311 (436 amino acids)
Source: RefSeq, a predicted model, not a curated record
AUGGUGGGCAGUACCGGUGAGCAGUACCGGGGGCAGUACACGGUGGGCAGUACACGGUGGGCAGUACCGGGGGCAGUACCGGGUGGGCAGUACCGGGGGGGCAGUACCGGUGAGCAGUACCGGUGGGCAGUACCGGGGGGGCAGUACCGGUGGGCAGUACACGGUGGGCAGUACCGGGGGCAGUACCGGUGGGCAGUACCGGGGGGGCAGUACCGGUGGGCAGUACCGGUGGGCAGUACACGGUGGGCAGUACACGGUGGGCAGUACCGGUGGGCAGUACCGGGGGCAGUACCGGGGGGGCAGUACCGGUGGGCAGUACACGGUGGGCAGUACCGGGGGCAGUACCGGGGGGGCAGUACCGGUGGGCAGUACCGGUGGGCAGUACCGGUGGGCAGUACCGGGGGCAGUACCGGGGGGGCAGUACCGGUGGGCAGUACCGGUGGGCAGUACCGGGGGCAGUACCGGGGGGGCAGUACCGGUGGGCAGUACACGGUGGGCAUACCGGUGAGCAGUACCGGUGGGCAGUACACGGUGGGCAGUACCGGUGAGCAGUACCGGGGGCAGUACACGGUGGGCAGUACCGGUGAGCAGUACCGGGGGCAGUACCGUACCGGGGGGCAGUACCGGUGGGCAGUACCGGUGGGCAGUACCGGUGGGCAGUACACGGUGGGCAGUACCGGUGAGCAGUACCGGGGGCAGUACACGGUGGGCAGUACCGGUGAGCAGUACCGGGGGCAGUACCGGUGGGCAGUACCGGUGGGCAGUACACGGUGGGCAGUACACGGUGGGCAGUACCGGGGGCAGUACCGGUGGGCAGUACCGGGGGGGCAGUACCGGUGGGCAGUACACGGUGGGCAGUACACGGUGGGCAGUACCGGGGGCAGUACCGGGGGCAAGCCGCCCCGCUCGGGGCGGGGCGCAGCCGGUGCGCUGGUCCAGCCGUGCCGGGAGCGGGUGCGCGGAGCCGUGCGGAGCCGAACCGAGCGGAGCCCAGCGGGGAACCGGCGCUGCCGGGGCCUCCCCGGUGCCCACCGGGCCGGGCCGGGCCGGGCCGGGCGGUGGCUGGAGCAGGUGAGCGGCGGGGCAGCACCGCCCGGUGCGCUCUGCAGCGGAGACACGGGGCCGGGGCUGGGGGGUCCCCGCAGCGAGUUCGUCGCCCACCGGAGCCGCCCGGGCUCGGUGUGCCGGUGCCGGCUGGGAGGGAAGGGGCUGCACCCGCCGGGAGAGGAGGAGGUUUUCCCCCGGCGCUCGGUGCUCCCGGGCAUCAGUCGCGCCCACCGGGACGCAUCGGUUGGAUCUAUGGAGUCGUAA